Messenger RNA from Penicillium canariense, 1221 nucleotides. RefSeq names its product histone acetyltransferase GCN5 (gene gcnE). The transcript is spliced from 7 exons. Gene Ontology annotation, molecular function: protein binding; histone H3 acetyltransferase activity. NCBI's taxonomy places the organism in Eukaryota, Fungi, Ascomycota, Eurotiomycetes, Eurotiales, Aspergillaceae. Bases 1 to 1221 code for a protein of 406 amino acids. The record is from RefSeq and is a predicted model, not a curated record. Gene Ontology annotation, cellular component: histone acetyltransferase complex. Gene Ontology annotation, biological process: positive regulation of transcription by RNA polymerase II; chromatin remodeling.
AUGGCUGUUGAAACCCCUCAGAGCGCCAAGAGGAAGGCCUCAGAGGAGGCAGCUUCCCCGGAUUCUCAACAGCAAGCCAGCAAGAAAGCGCGCACCGACUCCCCAGAGAAAGAGGAGUAUGGAGCGCUACGAAAGCCGCCAUUGCGCAUUGUCCCGUUCCCCGAGAAGCCCGCUGUCCUAGAAGAGCGCCGUGGUGAUAUUGAGUUCCGAGUGGUGAACAACGAUGGUUCACACGAUAGCUUUAUCGUCCUGACGGGCCUGAAGUGUAUCUUUCAGAAACAACUCCCAAAGAUGCCUAAGGAUUAUAUUGCGCGACUUGUCUACGAUCGGUCACACUUGUCUAUCGCCAUAGUGAAGCAUCCGUUGGAAGUUGUUGGAGGGAUCACCUACCGGCCAUUCAAUAGCCGCACAUUUGCGGAAAUUGUGUUUUGUGCUAUUUCCUCCGACCAGCAAGUCAAGGGCUAUGGUGCGCAUUUGAUGUCACAUCUCAAGGACUACGUGAAAGCCACCUCCCCCAUAAUGCAUUUCCUCACCUAUGCCGACAACUACGCCAUCGGAUAUUUCAAAAAGCAAGGAUUUACGAAAGAAAUCACCCUCGACAAGUCGAUCUGGAUGGGCUACAUUAAGGAUUAUGAAGGCGGUACCAUCAUGCAAUGUACCAUGCUGCCUAAAAUUCGGUACCUAGAAAUGGGUCGGAUGCUUCUGAAGCAGAAAGAAGCUGUUCAAGCCAAGAUCCGCGCAUUCAGCCGUUCUCAUAUCAUCCACCCCGCUCCCAAGGAGUGGAAGAAUGGUGUAUCUCACAUUGAUCCACUAACUAUUCCUGCUGUCAAGGAGUCAGGGUGGUCGCCUGAUAUGGACGAGCUGGCUCGCCAGCCUCGUCACGGGCCUAAUUACAACCAGUUGCUGCAUCUGCUGAAUGACAUGCAAAACCACAGUGCCGCCUGGCCAUUUACUCAGCCAGUAAACCGUGAUGAAGUGCCCGAUUACUACGAAGUCAUCAUGGAACCGAUGGAUCUGUCAACCAUGGAGGAGAAGCAUGAGAAGGACAUGUAUCCAACUCCGCAGGACUUCAUCAAGGAUGCGACAUUGAUCUUUGAAAAUUGCCGACGGUACAACAACGAGAGCACUCCGUACGCUAAGAGCGCCAACAAGCUUGAGAAGUUCAUGUACCAACAAAUUCGGAAUAUCCCUGAGUGGUCGCAUCUCGCCGAUGGACACUAA